AUGGUACUUCUGAUUGCCAGUCCUUUCAACAAAUCCGAGUCGGUGGGCAAGGGCGAAAGGAGCAUGGCAAUUCGCAUUCGCGGUGGAGAGAGGGAGACGGGGGUGGUGUUGGAGGGAGAAUUUCACGGCGCGAAAAAAGCUCUCGUCGGAAAAAUAAAUCGUCAUGCACUUACUCCGUACAGCGCCGUCGCGUCACAGAACGAUGCGACUGUUCAAGUAGCCGCAAAGUGCGACUGCGACUGCGACUGCGACGGACGGAGGUUGGGGCGGGUGGACGGCUCUCGGGCAGUUCUCGAAUUUCGAGUCUUUUCGGGCGGGAUUACUGGGGCAAAAGUGGCAGGCACGGAAGGGCAGCUCAGCGUGGGCAGGCAGGUCCAAACAACCUACCAGUACCUUACCUGGAAGGCCCGAGUCAAAUGGAAAUUCAAGGCCCGUGACUUGAGACGGUCUCGCGUCACCUUUGUCGCUGGCUCCAGAGUCAACAAUACAAUAUCCAUCCUUACGUCGAUUGUAAAUCCUCCACUUUCCCAGCCUCCCCGACAUUGCCUUGAUCUCGUCUUUUCGUCACUGGCAAUUUCGCCCAAGAGGCUGCGAUCCCGCGACGUCUUUCAUAUUGUUUUCUUUCAGAAAUUCGUCGUUUCCGUUGCCCUUCGUCAGCUUUGCCUCUAUCUUAAUGUGUACUCUAUGAGCGACGUUUUGCGACGAAAGACACGAACCCAAUACGACACGCCGCCCUGA
Molecule: messenger RNA, 738 nt
Organism: Colletotrichum lupini
Lineage: Eukaryota; Fungi; Ascomycota; Sordariomycetes; Glomerellales; Glomerellaceae
Exons: 7
Coding region: 1-738 (245 amino acids)
Source: RefSeq, a predicted model, not a curated record